Molecule: messenger RNA, 2715 nt
Organism: Fraxinus pennsylvanica
Lineage: Eukaryota; Viridiplantae; Streptophyta; Magnoliopsida; Lamiales; Oleaceae
Source: the annotation of a GenBank genome assembly
AUGAGAUUCCACAAUAUUGUCCCAGUCAACGCUGUUGCUUCGGAGGAGAGUGGUGGGUCAAACGGUGCAAGUGUUUCUCCAGCUGAUUAUGAAGAUUCAUCAUUGAGCAACGGAUAUUGCCUUCCUCCACCAGAGAUUAGAGAUAUUGUUGACGCUCCACCCCUUCCAGCACUAUCAUUCUCACCUCAUAGGGAUAAAAUUCUAUUUCUCAAGAGGAGAUCUUUACCUCCUUUGUCAGAAUUAGCAAGACCAGAGGAGAAGCUUGCUGGUGUUCGAAUUGAUGGAAAAUGCAAUUGCCGGAGUCGCAUGUCAUACUAUACUGGUAUAGGGAUCUACCAUUUAAUGGAUGAUUGUACUCUAGGCCCAGAGAAGGAGAUACACGGCCUUCCAGAUGGUGCUAAAAUUAAUUUUGUUAGCUGGUCGAAUGAUGGUCGGUAUCUAUCCUUUAGUGUACGAAUUGAUGAGGAGGAUGGCAUUAGUAGCAUGCUAAGAGUAUGGGUUGCAGACGUGGAAACAGGAAAAGCUAGGCCACUCUUUGAGUCAUCAGAUAUGUUCCUAAAUGCAGUUUUUGACAACUUUGUUUGGGUUAACAACUCAACUCUAUUGGUUUGCACCAUUCCUUUUUCUCGCGGAGACCCCCCAAAGAAACCUCUAGUUCCCUCUGGUCCUAAGAUACAAUCUAACGAACAAAAGGACAUCAUUCAAGCCAGAACUUAUCAGGAUCUUCUUAAAGAUGAAUAUGAUGAAAGCUUAUUUGAGUACUAUGCCACUUCACAACUGGUUUUGGUAUCUUUGGAUGGGACGGUAAAGCCGGUUGGACCACCAGCUAUAUAUACAUCUUUGGAUCCCUCUCCAGAUGAGAAAUACAUUUUGAUUUCUUCAAUUCACAGACCGUAUUCAUUUAUUGUACCGUGUGGAAGAUUUCCAAAAAAAGUUGAUGUUUGGACAGCUGAUGGGAAAUUUGUUAGAGAACUUUGUGAUUUGCCCCUUGCUGAGGACAUCCCCAUUACACACAAUAGUGUUCGUAGAGGGAUGCGCUCAAUUAAUUGGAGAGCAGAUAAGCCUUCUACACUUGUCUGGGUUGAGACACAAGAUGGCGGUGAUGCCAAAAUGGAAGUCUCUCCACGUGAUAUAGUUUAUACACAGCCUGCCGAGUUACUUGCUAGUGAACAACCAGCAGUUCUGCAUAAGCUUGAUUUGCGCUAUGGAGGGAUCUCUUGGUGUGAUGAUUCGCUGGCAUUAAUUUAUGAAUCUUGGUAUAAAACACGGAAAAUAAGAACAUGGGUUAUUUCACCUGGAUCGAAGGAUGUGAGUCCCCGCAUACUAUUUGAUCGGUCUUCUGAAGAUGUUUAUUCUGAUCCCGGCUCUCCCAUGCUGCGAAGAACUCCUGCUGGCACUUAUGUGAUUGCAAAGAUAAAGAAGGAAGGUGAUCAAGGAACCUAUUUGUUAUUGAAUGGAAGUGGUGCUACUCCACAAGGAAAUAUCCCAUUUUUGGAUUUAUUUGAUAUAAAUACAAGCAAUAAAGAACGAAUAUGGGAGAGUGACAAGGAGAAGUACUAUGAGACUGUUGUUGCUCUGAUGUCUGAUCAGAAUGAAGGGGAACUAUAUGUUGAUCAGUUAAAAGUAUUGACUUCAAAAGAAUCUAAAACUGAAAACACCCAGUAUUUCAUACUGAGCUGGCCAGGAAAGAAAGCAUGCCAAAUUACGAAUUUCCCUCAUCCUUAUCCUCAGUUGUCUUCCUUGAAGAAAGAAAUGAUCAGGUACGAGAGGAAGGAUGGGGUACAGCUUACCGCAACCCUAUAUCUUCCACCAGAUUAUGAUCCUACUAGAGAUGGACCCCUUCCAUGUCUGGUGUGGUCUUACCCUGGAGAGUUCAAAAGUAAAGAUGCAGCUGGACAAGUCCGUGGUUCCCCAAAUGAGUUUGCUGGCAUUGGUCCAACAUCUCCUCUUCUUUGGCUAGCAAGAAGGUUUGCCAUCUUAUCUGGACCAACUAUACCAAUCAUUGGUGAGGGUAAUGAAGAGGCAAAUGAUAGGUAUGUGGAGCAACUAGUUGGAAGUGCAGAGGCAGCAGUGGAGGAAGUCAUCCGUCGGGGAGUGGCUCAUCCAAACAAAAUUUCCAUAGGCGGUCAUUCCUAUGGGGCUUUCAUGACCGCGAACCUCCUAGCACAUGCACCUCAUCUUUUCUGUUGCGGAAUUGCACGCUCAGGAGCAUAUAAUAGAACGCUUACACCUUUUGGGUUUCAGAAUGAGGACAGGACACUUUGGGAGGCUACUUCUACCUAUGUUGAGAUGAGCCCUUUCAUGUCAGCCAAUAAAAUUAAGAAGCCUAUCUUGCUUAUCCAUGGAGAAGAAGACAACAAUUCUGGAACCUUGACAAUGCAGUCCGAUCGCUUCUUUAAUGCUUUGAAAGGUCAUGGUGCACUUUGUCGCAUGGUUAUUCUUCCCUUUGAGAGUCAUGGUUAUGCAGCACGAGAGAGUGUCAUGCAUGUUCUCUGGGAGACUGACAGGUGGCUACACAAAUACUGUGUAGCAAAUUCAUCAGAUGUUAGCGAAAAUUUGGAUGCACAUAAAGAUGAUGCAAGUAUAGGCACAGUAGAUACAGACGGCAAAGCUGUCUUCAUUGUGAACGGGAAGGUCAUUAGAUGGAAGUGCAGAAUCAAUCCCCAAUGUGUGCAUGAAUCCAUUCUCCUGCUUCAAUCUAUGAAGGAUAUAUGA